AUGUGGGAUAUCAUGAAGAGGCUGAGGGGAGAGAGCUCUCUCCCAUGGAUGUGCAUUGGAGAUUUUAACGAGAUCCUUAGGCCGGACGAGCAACAUGGCCUUAAUGCACGUGAUAGUGCUCAAAUCGAGGCGUUCGGAGAAGCUGUCGAUGUUUGCGGACUUGCUGGCCUGGGUUACCGUGCUUUGGACUGGACGUGGGAAAAGAAGGUUGCCGGUGGACAUUUUGCCGAUAUUGAGCACCUCACAGCGGCAAAGUCAGAUCACUGCCCUAUACUCCUCGAUACCGAACUUGCUGACACUAGUGUUUGUGCGAAGCAAAAACAGUUCCGCUAUGAGUGUAUGUGGGGACGUGACUCAAGUUUUGGAGAUAUUCUUGCCGAUGCCUGGACCUCAGCGGGACCAGCCCAGACCGUGUCUGCUUUAUCAAGUAAGCUGGCCACUGUCACUGGUCGCUUACAACGUUGGGGCCGCACCACCUUUGGAGCGGUCCGAUCGGAACUGAGGUCUCUACGUCAACAGCUUCACUUGAUGCGCUCGCUCCCAAACCGAACAGGGUCGUCUGCCGAGGAGAACAGUAUAGAAGCUCGGAUGCUGGAGUUAUGCUUAAGAGAGGAGAUUAUGUGGCAUCAGCGGGCGCGCAUCCAAUGGCUUGCGGAAGGCGAUAGCAACACGAAGUUUUUCCACCAAAAAGCCAGCGCCCGUAAAGCAAAAAACCGUAUUGUUGAGCUGCAGCGUGGUGAUGGUUCAGUUUGCAAAGAGGAGCAUGAGAUGGCGGAUAUGGCAACAAAUUUCUACAGUAAUCUGUAUGCUUCCGAAAACACGGUUGGAAUUGAGGAGGUUCUAUCCCACAUACCAACCAGGGUCGAUGCCACAAUGAACACCACUCUUAAUGCACAAUAUAGCAAGGCUGAGAUAAAAACGGCUUUGUUCCAGAUGUUCCCCACAAAGGCUCCUGGGCCUGACGGCUUCGCGAUCGCAUCAAAGGUGUUGGCUAACCGGCUCAAGCUCAUUCUCCCCGACAUCAUCUCUGAGGAACAGUCGACAUUUUUACCAGGACGUCUCAUUACUGACAAUUUUAUCUCGGCAUAUGAAUGCCUGCACUACAUGAAGAGAAAGAAGCUGAAGGGCAACAGAUUUUGUGCUCUAAAACUUGACAUGAUGAAAGCAUACGAUAGACUUGAGUGGAACUAUCUGGAGAGAGUUAUGCUUAAGUUGGGAAUCAGCCCACGGUUUACAGAGAUAGUGAUGAGGUGUGUCACUUCUGUUUCGUUUUCGGUCAUCUUCAAUGGAGGGAAGCAGGAGGAGUUUAGGCCCUCCCGAGGCCUAAGACAGGGUGACCCGAUAUCGCCGUAUUUGUUUUUAUUAGCCGCUGAAGGCCUCUCCUGUUUGCUGAAAUCCACGCGGUCAAAUGAGAGGAUUCAGGGCAUUAUGGUGGCAGCUGGUGCCCCCCAGGGUGAGAAGUUGUCUGACAAGUACCUUGGCCUCCCUGCCGACGUGGGGAGAGUGAAGGAGGGUUCUUUCAAGUAUCUCAAAGACAGGAUUCGGAAGCAAGUCCAGGGCUGGAUGGAAAAGGCACUUUCAGUUGGAGGUAAGGAAGUGCUCAUUAAAUCGGUUGCUCAAGCAAUUCCCACGUAUUCCAUGGCAUGUUUCAAACUGCCACGGGGCUUGUGUCAGCAUAUCAAUGGUCUGUUGCGUAAAUUCUGGUGGGGAUCAAAGAACGGUGAGAGGAAGACCGCCUGGGUCUCCUGGGAAGUGAUGUCACAGCCCAAAUUCAUGGGAGGCAUGGGGUUUCGCGGUAUUGAGCUCUUUAACUUGGCCCUGCUUGCUAGACAAGCCUGGCGCCUUCUUCAGGAACCCAACUCUCUCAGUGCCAGGAUACUGAAGGUCGUCUACUACCCCACGUCCUCAAUUCUUGAAGCUGAGGUGGGCAAGAAUCCGUCACAGGUUUGGCAUUCAAUAGUCGAAGGGAGGGACACGCUUAAACUGGGGCUAGUAAAGCGGAUCGGCUCGGGCAAGGACACACAUAUCUGGCUCGACAACUGGAUUCCACGGGACUUCAAGCUUCAACCAGUAUGCCCAAAAUCCCCAAACCCUCCGCAAAAAGUUUCUGAGAUCAUUAAUCCGACUACCCUUACUUGGGACGGGGCUGCACUUGAGGAGCACUUCUAUGCGAUGGAAAAGGAAGCAAUCUUGAAUAUCCCUCUAAGCUCUAGGGUCCGAGAGGAUUUCUGGUCAUGGCAUUAUGAACGGAAGGGCAUUUUCACAGUACGGUCUGCGUACAGGCUUUUGUCAUCCACCAAGCAGCAAUGA
Aegilops tauschii subsp. strangulata is the source of this 2310-nucleotide messenger RNA. The record is from RefSeq and is a predicted model, not a curated record. NCBI's taxonomy places the organism in Eukaryota, Viridiplantae, Streptophyta, Magnoliopsida, Poales, Poaceae.